This is a messenger RNA of Drosophila eugracilis, 1338 nucleotides long. Its product is annotated as EARP-interacting protein homolog. Gene Ontology annotation, molecular function: protein binding. The transcript is spliced from 2 exons. The record is from RefSeq and is a predicted model, not a curated record. Bases 69 to 1223 code for a protein of 384 amino acids. NCBI's taxonomy places the organism in Eukaryota, Metazoa, Arthropoda, Insecta, Diptera, Drosophilidae. Gene Ontology annotation, biological process: protein ubiquitination.
ACUUAAUGUUUACGUAUGUCGUGUACCUAUUUCGUCCCAAAAUCUAAACAUUGAAAUAUUUAAGGAAAAUGGACGAAAACAGCUUAAUCUACGGUCUUGAACUGCAGGCUAGGGCUUUAACACCUCAAUAUGGAGAGAACAAUGAUGUGUGCUUUUUUAUAGCCACCAAUUCCUUGAAACCCACGAACCAAGUGCAUUUAAUUCAGUACGAGGAGGAACAGGUAUCUGUUCAAUCAAAGGUCUUUGAACACGCCUUGGGUGAGGUAUGGAAACUUAAUAGCUGUCCUCAUAAUGCCCGUCUGCUAGCCUCCGUCUACAAUGUCCAAAAGGGAGCGCAGGUGCUAAGCCAAUCAGCUUUACUAACGCUCCCAGAAGAAUUAAACCCGGAUCCGGAACAGCUGAAGUCGGAGUACCUUCCAUGGGAGAAUGUUGAGGUGCUGGACACUGAAUCUCUUGGAGAACGUGUAAAAACCAUCGAGUUCCAUCCUAGCCAAGAUGGAGUUCUAGCUUGCGUCGUGGACAACAAGGUGGCGGUGAUGCAGCGAGCGGAAGCGUCAACCCGCGUAGUAGCCGAAGUUCCGGCGAGUGGGUCCUCUAGUGGAUCUGCUAAACACACGUUACACUUCACUACCGGCAAAUGGUCUCAUCAUCAUCAGGGACACCAGUUCCUCACGCUACAAGAUGGCAACCUUAGUGCUUACGAUGUGAGGGAUACACAGCAUUGUGCCUGGAGCAUCAAUGAUGCCCACGGUCAGAUGGUGCGUGACCUGGACUGCAAUCCUAACAAGCAAUGCCAUUUGGUCACCGGCGGGGAUGAUGGUUACAUGAGGAUCUGGGAUUGUCGGAUGCCCAAGGCUCCCGUUUUUGAACGCUCCGAUCACUCGCAUUGGGUGUGGUCCGUACGCUUUAACACAUUCCAUGACCAGCUUCUGCUCUCAAGCUCCAGUGAUUGCAAAGUUCUGCUCACUUGCGCAGGAUCUGUAAGUUCAGAGACGCAGGUUCAAGCAGGUCUAGAUGAUUCCAAUUUUAGUGGUGCCGAAACUGAGGAGCGGCACAAACUCUUGCCAGAUGGAUUGUUGCAGACCUUUGAUCAACAUGAAGACUCUGUUUACUGCGCUGAGUGGAGCAAUGUGGAUCCCUGGAUCUUUGCUUCUCUCAGCUACGACGGUCGAGUUAUAAUCUCAAAGGUACCCAAGCAGUACAAGUACCAGAUAAUAUUUUAACCUAUUAAGUUCUUAGCGUACACCAUAAAGGUAAAUCUAACUAAACUGUGUCCUUGGUUAUAGCACAUUAUAUAUUAAACGAUUAAGUUAUUAUAAAUUAUAAACAUAUACCAUA